AUGGGCCUUGUCGGCCACAUGCGCAUCCACGAGAGCGGCCUUGACCGCACUCCCGACACACCCACUACAUCCAACACAUCCACUGUGCACACCCCCACUCUCGCUCCAUCCGUCUGCGCCACCACCACCACCACCACCGCCUCCUCUGUAGGUGACACUGACACCGCCGACUUCUCAUGCCCACACUGUCCACGCACAUUCACCUCACGCAUCGGCCUGGUCGGUCACUUGCGAAUCCAUCGCACAGAGACUGGCGAACCAGUGCCUGGAGCACCCACCUAUAACCAACAAGCUCGUCUCAACUGCCCACACUGUCCUCGCACUUUCAGGCAUCGCAUGGGCCUAUUCGGCCACAUGCGCAUCCACGACGACCUGCGGUAG
Molecule: messenger RNA, 381 nt
Organism: Spirometra erinaceieuropaei
Lineage: Eukaryota; Metazoa; Platyhelminthes; Cestoda; Diphyllobothriidea; Diphyllobothriidae
Source: the annotation of a GenBank genome assembly